GUCCUCCGGGGACAAUGGUGUGCCACGAGUGGAUGAGACCGUUCAGAAAGUUGAUACAUACUCAAAUCAGUUUUUUGAACUACAGCAGUCUCGGUGGAGUUGACCCGAACCGUUCGACGUUCGUGAAAUUCCUCUAUCUUUCGUACAAAGUAUGGAUGUUGACGAUGAUGAACAUCUUCGCGAUCACAAUACUCGCGGACAUUUACGUGAACUGGAACAAGUUAUCGGUCACCACCGACGACGGUUGCAUCUUCGCCGGGAUCGUCGUAGUGAUUUUCAAGGCGAUCAUCCAUCAAGCACGACGCAAAGACAUGAUACGGUUGUUGAACGACAUACUAAACUGCGCGGACGAUCUCUGCGAAUUUUCUGGUCGGUAUUACUGUUUUAGGUGCGUCGUUUCACGGCCGCGGUCGUAACGUAAAAAUGAACAGUGCGUACAUUUCGUGAAAUAAGACGCGUACGAGUAGCGGUAAAGAGCGGCUGUUCAUUAAUCGAGGCAUACUUUUUCAUUUUUCUACGGCCCAUUCAGACUGCGAUCUUCCUCGAGGAUUUAUUCACAAUUACUCCGUACAUUUCUCUCGACAAUUCUGUUAACCCUGUUGUCCUAUUAAGCAUUAAGAUUUCUCAUAAACGUUCCCUCUUUAUCUUAACUGAAACUCGGAACUUACAAUCUUCAGUCUAAUUCUCUGCACAUUUUUAUUCUUAAUGUACAGAAACAUGAAAAGAUGCAUCGUUUCGUUUCCCAUAGAAACGUUUAUAUAGGGUGUCCCAA
Ceratina calcarata is the source of this 772-nucleotide messenger RNA. RefSeq lists its product as uncharacterized. The transcript is spliced from 2 exons. Lineage: Eukaryota; Metazoa; Arthropoda; Insecta; Hymenoptera; Apidae. Bases 15 to 416 code for a protein of 133 amino acids. The record is from RefSeq and is a predicted model, not a curated record.